This is a messenger RNA of Asterias rubens (European starfish), 2502 nucleotides long. Its product is annotated as probable G-protein coupled receptor 158. Gene Ontology annotation, cellular component: membrane. The transcript is spliced from 8 exons. The coding region runs from base 366 to 1541 and encodes 391 amino acids. NCBI's taxonomy places the organism in Eukaryota, Metazoa, Echinodermata, Asteroidea, Forcipulatida, Asteriidae. Gene Ontology annotation, molecular function: G protein-coupled receptor activity. Gene Ontology annotation, biological process: G protein-coupled receptor signaling pathway. The record is from RefSeq and is a predicted model, not a curated record.
GGGGCGUGGUUACAGUAGACGUUGACCUUCGAACUAUUGAUAUCAACCAAUGCGAUGAUGGGGGCGGGGUCUUCGCUGGGACGCAUAAAUGCAGCAAUACAACACAGUGUGUUCACAUCCCCGGCAAGGGAUUUGAGAGUGGUUCCUACAAAUGCGUCUGCAGAGCUGGCUUCUAUUUUCCAGACAAGACUCACGAACAUGGAUAUUACAAAGGAACCGACGUGGAGAAGCAGGAAGGCGGGAGUUUUGAAUGUCUGCCGUGCAGGGAGGGGUGUGAUACAUGCGUGGAUGACUCCCCAUGCUUCCUGGAGAAUGAUAUCUUACUGCGGAUCCUUAUACUCGGCGUGCAGGGUCUGUGUAUCUUCAUGACUGGGGCAUUGAUGGUGGUGGUCUUCAAGUAUAAGAAUCUCAAGGUCAUCAAUUGUGAUAGUCCAUGGAUGCUCAUAGUCGUCCUCCUUGGAGGUUUUCUUCUAUACUCUGAGCUCGUCGCCAUGUUCUUCCAUCCGAGUGUAGUGGUGUGCUUCAUGCAACGAUGGUUGCGAGGCUGGGGAUUUGCUAUCGCCUACGGUAUGCUCGUGCUAAAAAUAUACAGAAAACUCGCCAUCUUCCAAACACGCUCAGCCACACGAGUUCUGGUUCGUGACCGGGAUGUCCUGAAAUGGUUGGUCCUGAUUGUUGUCGUGCUGUCCGGGUACCUGGCCGCAUGGACCGCCUUCUCUGUUCAGAAUGUCAAGAACUGCAACGUUGAUGUUGUGGACGUAAGAAUAGCAGAAGACGGGAUGAAGUUCAGUGUGUGUUUGAUGGAGUGGUGGGACUAUGUUAUUGAAAUAAUUGAGUUUCUGUUUUUGCUGUUUGGAAUCUACCUGUGUUACUCAGUCCGUGCAGCACCAAGUGAAUUUCACGAGACUCGCUACAUCAGCAUAGCUAUAUAUAACGAAACGAUCUUCUCUUCUUUUCUCUACGUUUCUAGACAUUUCGUGUGGGGCAAGGUAGCCCCUGAUUGGAUAUACCUCACGUACUUCCUUCGCUCUCAGCUGACGACCACCGUUAUGCUAGCGCUCAUCUUUAUUCCAAAGAUAAAGGUAAUUCAUAAGCUGUUGCAUGACGAGUCAUUCAGAGAGCGUGUCAACUCACGUGUCGUGUAUGAUGGCAAGUGGCAUAACUCCUUCCGUCGGCCAAACUCUAGUUCCUCCAACAUGAACAAUGAUCACAACUUCAGUCCGGAAGAUGUCAGGGAGGAACUCAAACGUCUUUACACUCAACUCGAGGUCUACAAGACAAAGUCUCUACGCAUCGACAACCCUCAUCUGCCAUCCAAAAAGAAGAGCGGAGUGUCCAAGUGGCGGGCACCACGCCGUUUCUCCCGGGGCUACAGCCUGCGUACCCACAGCGGUCACUCGGAGAGCGAGCGGUCAUCUGAAAUCGCCAGGAGUAACGAGAGUUUGGGGAAAGCAGUCGAGCUUCACGACUACCGAGUCAAUCACGUCGAACCAGGUGACCAAUCACAUUGCAGCAGCCAGAAAUGGCUUUGUCAGCAAUGACAGAAAAUUGAGCUGUAAAAAUCAUACACAUUAUAUUCUAUGCUCAAGCUGAUUUUGAAAAUUUAUACCGAAUCUUUUAGACUUCAUUUGCAAUAUUGAGAAUGAGCAAAUGGUGUAAUGCAAAUCUCCACCUAGAUAUUAUGUGGACCUUGGUUAUCUGACUGAAAAACUGGCUCCACACUAUUUUGCCAGCCAGACUGCCUCAAAGGUAUCUACUGGGCUACAUCCUCGCUACCAUGGGCAGCGCGCCGUAUCACGCUAGCUCUGCGUACGUCUCUAACCCCUGGGAGGGAAACUCUGAUCCGUGUCGUUGAUUGGCUAUCAUAUACGCGCAAAAUAAAAAACGCUGUGCGUCUUCAAAAAGCUCUAUACGCCGAAACGCGUGUGUAUAAAGAUGUACGUAUUCACGUUUUUUGUCAUGCAACACUGAACGCCAAGGCAAGUUUAGGACUUUUAUUACACACAGCGCAUCCACGCCCAACAUAAAACGAAUCAACAACAGGACUAAUUGUAAUAUCCCUUAUAUUUGGCUAUUUUGGCGUUACACUUCCAGAGGUUAUGAUGGAGCAAGGCAUGCUGGAAAAAAAUGGCGCGGCGAGAUCGAUCACCCCUGGGAACGAGGUUGACUGGGCUAGCAUUAGUGCAUGGGUUUCUUCUGUUUGUACAGGUUGUAUUAUGUAGAAACCCCAUGACUUGUGCGCAGUGGACUUAACCUCCACACAGACUGCUGUGGUAGUACGUGUAUGUGAAAGGAGCUAUAGUUACCAUGGUUUUAAGGUGAAAAAUUGGGUAAAAGUUAAGGUUACCUGUAUGAAUAUUGGCAUCCUUAAAUUAUUUCAAAAAUCUCAAUAAAAUAUCAUAUCCUUUGUUUUGACUUGUGUUUUGAAAUCUCAAUUAACUUGAGCAUGGAACAUAUCUUUAAAGGCACUGAACACUAUUGGUACUUACUUGAUGAGCAAUG